Balaenoptera ricei (Rice's whale) is the source of this 4230-nucleotide messenger RNA. RefSeq names its product transmembrane O-mannosyltransferase targeting cadherins 1 (gene TMTC1). The record is from RefSeq and is a predicted model, not a curated record. The coding region runs from base 159 to 2993 and encodes 944 amino acids. Gene Ontology annotation, biological process: protein O-linked glycosylation via mannose. Gene Ontology annotation, molecular function: protein binding; mannosyltransferase activity. Lineage: Eukaryota; Metazoa; Chordata; Mammalia; Artiodactyla; Balaenopteridae. The transcript has 20 exons.
CGGCGCAGGCGGCGGCGGAGCGCGGGGCGCUAGCGGCCGGUCCAGCUGCCGCCGACUAUGCCCGAGCCCACCUCCGGGCAGCCGCCGCGCGCCGCCCGGCCCCCGGCUGGGGACGAUGCCAGACGCCCGGGAGAGGCCAGGGCAGCGGCAGCGGCGCGAUGGUAGUGACAAGCUCUGCCCGAGGCGGCGGCGGGGACCGCGCGCCCUCCAGGCGGCGGGGCUGCGGACUCUCGGCGACCGGGGCCGCGGCGCUGCUGGCCGGGGCGAGCUGCCUGUGCUACGGCCGCUCCCUGCAGGGCGAGUUCGUGCACGACGACGUGUGGGCGAUCGUCAACAACCCCGACGUGCGGCCCGGCGCCCCGCUGCGCUGGGGCAUCUUCUCCAACGACUUCUGGGGCAAGGGCAUGGCGGAGAACACCAGCCACAAGUCCUACCGGCCGCUCUGCGUCCUCACCUUCAAGCUAAACAUCUUUUUGACUGGCAUGAACCCAUUCUACUUUCAUGCAGUAAAUGUCAUUUUACACUGCCUAGUGACCCUUGUGCUGAUGUACACCUGUGACAAAACUGUCUUCAAGAAUCGUGGACUUGCUUUCCUUACAGCAUUGCUUUUUGCUGUGCAUCCUGUUCACACAGAGGCGGUGGCCGGAAUUGUUGGCAGAGCUGACGUGUUGGCAUGCUUGCUGUUUCUGUUAGCCUUUCUCUCCUACAGUAGGAGUGUGGACCAGUGCUGUGUUGGGGAAUGUGUCCCUCCCACGGCUUCUCCCUUCUUCCUGCUGCUCAGUCUGUUUCUGGGGACCUGCGCGAUGCUGGUGAAAGAGACAGGCAUCACGGUGUUCGGCGUGUGCUUGGUUUAUGAUCUCUUUUCUUUAUCCCACAAUCAUGAUAAAUCGAGCAAUGGGGUCGUCCAUCAGCGCAGCCCACAGCGGCCCGGGAGCUCCCUGCCCACCGCACCGCCAGCACACCCUCUCCGGGAGAAUGGGAAGCAGCAGCGGUUCCCUCACAAAGGAGCUUGGGGUGGCUGCCACACUCCAUUGCCGCCUGAACCCAAGAGCAGCGGAUUCCCUGUGCCUCCUCGAGCUGUGUGGUCCUUGAUGAGGUAUCUGACAGCAAGCAGCAAUAGAAAUUUCUUGCUUACCAUGAGGCCAUUCUUAAAAAGGGCCAUUUUGGUCAUAAUUUAUGUGAUUGUUGUUCUGUACUUCCGUCUGUGGAUAAUGGGAGGAUCUAUGCCCCUCUUUUCAGAGCAGGAUAAUCCAGCUUCAUUUUCACCUUACAUUCUUACAAGAUUCCUUACCUAUUCCUACCUCUUGGCCUUCAACGUGUGGCUUCUGCUUGCACCUGUUACCCUGUGCUAUGACUGGCAGGUGGGCAGUAUUCCUCUGGUAGAGACCAUAUGGGACACGCGGAACUUAGCCACCGUCCUUCUGGCAGUUGUGAUGGCCUUACUGAGCCUUCAUUGUUUAGCAGCCUUCAAGAGACUGGAGCACAGGGAAGUUUUGGUGGGCUUGUUGUUCCUGGUUUUCCCGUUCAUCCCAGCCAGCAACCUCUUCUUCAGGGUGGGUUUCGUGGUGGCCGAGAGAGUCCUAUACAUGCCUAGCAUGGGCUACUGCAUCCUUUUCGUGCACGGAAUGAGCAAGCUGUGCACGUGGCUGCAUCGCUGUGGGGCUGCCACCCUGAGCGUGUCCACUGUGCUGCUGCUGCUGCUCUUCUCCUGGAAAACCAUGAAACAGAAUGAAAUUUGGCUGUCGAGAGAGUCCCUAUUCAGGUCUGGAGUUCAGACUCUGCCCCACAAUGCCAAGGUUCACUACAACUACGCCAAUUUCCUGAAGGACCAGGGUCGGAACAGGGAAGCCAUCUACCACUACAGAACGGCCCUCAAGUUGUAUCCGCGCCAUGCAAGUGCCCUGAACAACCUUGGAACACUGACCAGAGACACAGCAGAGGCAAAGAUGUACUAUCAGAGGGCUCUCCAGCUAAAUCCACAGCACAACCGGGCUCUUUUCAAUCUUGGGAAUCUCCUUAGGUCUCAGGAGAAAAAGGAAGAGGCUAUCACCUUACUGAAAGAUUCCAUUAAAUAUGGUCCCGAGUUUGCAGAUGCAUAUUCAAGCUUAGCUUCAUUACUGGCUGAGCAGGAGAGGUUUAAGGAAGCUGAGGAAAUAUACCAGGCUGGAAUAAAGAACUGCCCAGAUAGCUCAGACUUACACAACAACUAUGGAGUUUUCCUAGUUGAUACUGGCUCUCCAGAGAAGGCAGUGGCCCAUUACCAACAGGCCAUCAACCUUAGCCCAAGCCAUCAUGUGGCCAUGGUGAACCUGGGGAGACUCUACAGGUCACUGGGAGACAACAGCGUGGCUGAAGAAUGGUACAAACGCGCCUUGCAGGUGGCACGCAAAGCUGAGAUAUUAUCACCGUUGGGAGCUCUAUAUUACAACACUGGCAGAUAUGAAGAGGCUUUGCAGAUUUACCGAGAAGCUGUGUCCCUUCAGCCUUCCCAAAGGGAACUCCGCCUGGCACUGGCUCAGGUUUUGGCCGUGAUGGGUCAGACAAAAGAAGCUGAAAAGGUGACCAAUCACAUUGUGUCAGAGGAGACUGGGUGCCUUGAAUGCUAUCGCCUGUUGUCUGCCAUCCACAGCAAGCAGGAGCAGCACGACAAGGCACUUGAUGCUAUAGACAAGGCUCUGAAGCUGAAACCAAAGGACCCAAAAGUUGUAUCUGAACUUUUUUUCACAAAAGGAAAUCAACUAAGAGAGCAGAACCUUCUUGACAAAGCUUUUGAGAGCUAUAAAGUGGCCGUGGAAUUAAAUCCAGAUCAAGCACAGGCCUGGAUGAACAUGGGUGGAAUCCAGCACAUCAAGGGAAACUACGUGUCUGCAAGAGCUUAUUAUGAGAGAGCCUUACAGCUCGUUCCAGACAGCAAACUGCUGCAGGAAAAUCUUGCCAAAUUGGAUCGUCUAGAAAAAAGAUUACAAGAAGUUCGAGAAAAGGAUCAAACGUAGCAGCAUUUGACCAAGUCUCCAAGGGACAGUACUGGUGCCUUUGGAAGAGGAAGAACUGACAGACGGAAGCCUUGCUUUCACAUCAGUUGGGGCACAACCGAUGAAGUUUUCCUCUUACUCGAGUUCAGGGUGGCACAUUUUGGGACACCUGCUGGUAACCCUGUGCUGGGGACUUGCAUUUCCAUGAAAGAAGACAAAAAGAGCAAGGAAGGGCUAGAAGGCCUGAAGGAAGGAAAACAGCAACUACACAUUUUACAGAUUUUUGUUUGCUUUAAUUCCAGAUUUCCUUUCAUAUGUUUGUCUGCUUUUCCAACCUGGAAAUCUAAGUCCAUUUCUUAGUGUAGAUAUUUGUGUCUCAGAAAUAGAGGCUUGAAAUGCUAUGAAUGCAUGGCAUCUCUUCUUUAUGAGAGGAGAUAUUUCAGAGAGGAUAAAUCCUCUGGGAUAAACCAUUUGGGAAAUUCUACCAAGAGGUAACUCAUUUAAUUCUCCAGAACCAGAAAUGAGUAUCUAACAGUUUUUGUAAAACCUUCUGGAAUAUAUGGGGAAAGGGGCUAUUGUAAGAUAAAGCUAAGUAAGGUUUGUCUAAUAUCCUUCUGAGGAUAGUGCUAGAGCCCUAUUGAGAAGUAAAUUAAAUUCCACUCUGAUACAAGCUGUUUCCCCAUUGCCUAAUAUGUCGAAAAGGAAGCUUCUGGAAUUGUGUAUGAGUAUUCUUAUUCCUAGGGAAAAAUCAAGGGUCUUGCUACCCCUGACUCUUCAUGGAAAUGUUUUAAAUUAAUUUUAUUACAGGUAUUACUAGAGUAGUGGUUCUGCUCUAAGAUUUCAUAAGUGCUUUUAAAACUCAUAAAUGUUUCUGCCUCCAGAUAUAUUGUUAUUUUGGUGGAGAAAAAAAUAGUAUAUUCUACAUGAGAAAUAUUAAAGAUAUUAAUUGAGAGAAAUGUUCUACUUUAUUAUCUUAACAUUCAGACGUUCUGAGAUUAUUUUUUGAAAAUAUAUUUAACCACUGAGGAAUCUUUAUGGUAUAUUACAGAAAUCUUCAUAGACUCUAAAUAGAUGGACAGCUCUAUUCAUUUGUCUUCCUAGGCUUAAUCAGAAUUCUGUGCUUAGAACAUGAAUGAUAGAACCUGCAGUUCCUGGUUCUGUAUUUGUAAUUUUGGAGAUUUCAUGGAGAAUGCUCAAAAAAUCUAGGAAGAAAAGUCUAAAUUCAUAAUUUUAAAAUAUAUAUUUAUAGUUAAAAGAU